AUGCCAAAAAUUAUGAAUUGUGAUGAUCCAGUCAGACGGUACUUCAAAUAUCACUCUGAAGGUGAAAAUGCGAAUAAAUCUACAUGCAAAAUUCAAAAUUGCAAUAAAAUAUUAGCAGGUAAUCAUUUGGGUAAUUUGAAGCGUCACUUAAAGGUCUUUCAUACGUUAGAAUAUCAGCAAAUAUUAUUGGAGGAAGAUGAAAUUAGUACAGAUACUACAAAUACCGUUACUAUGUCAUCGAUUUCUUCAAAUUCACCUGAUUUAUUUCCACCAACACAAAAGAGAGUGCACAGUGCAGAGAAAACAACGAACGUGUCAAUAAAACGCCGGGCAGUGAUUGACGGCUGUAUUGAAAUGGUCACAAUUAAUGGUAGACCCUUAAAGAUUAUGGAGGACUCUGGUUUUAGAAAAAUAGUAGAUCCCAUUUUUCGUUCGUUUGGAUUUACUAUGAACGGUGACGUUGUGCGCAAUCAUAUUUGUAUUCGGGCAAGUUUAGUCCGUCAAGCUAUUACUGAACAAAUGAAAAAAAAAUUUUUUUGUAUAAAAAUGGACACUGCAACUAGACUCGGCCGUACUAUACUUGGCAUAAAUGUUCAGUUUAUUCAUGAAGGAAAAAUUAUUAUUAGGAACCUGGCUACGACAGAAGUUUAUCAAACUACAUCUACCAACUUAAAAUGUGUGCUUUUAAAAACAUUAGAAAAGUAUAGCUUAGAUCCUUCAUUUAUUUAUUCUAUUACAACAGAUAAUGGAGCGAAUAUGUUGAAAACUGUUUCAUUACUUCGCGAAAUGAAUAGAGACUACGACAUUAAUGAAGAAAUGUCUGAAAAUGAAUACAACGUUGAAGAUAACCAAGUUCAAAUCGACGAGGAGAACAGUAAUAAUUUUUCUGAAUGUUCUGAUGAAGAUAAUCAUAUAAUAAAUGAACAUGAAAAUAAUCAAGAUACAUUUCCUUCAAUCAUCAACGAUUUGGGUGCAGCAGUCAAUACAUCGGAGGUGUUUAGUAGACAUCAAACGAGAUUACACGUAGACAAUGAUUUUUGGACAUCUACAAAUGACCUAAAAAUUGCUCUUGGACCAGCUAAAAUAACUAGUUGUGUAUUACAGGCUGAGCAAUUAUACCCAGGAGAUUGUUUACUUCAUUGGAAAAAAUGCAUUAUUCACACGAGAAAAAUAAAUUCAUUUAUUUCAAAUAGUAUCGUUGAAGCUAUGCAAAGACGAGAAACUACUUUAUUUAACUGUGAUAGUUUCAAGUUGGCUAUUUUUUUGGAUGGUCGUGUCAAUGUUUUAUUAGAUGAAAAUACACUAAGAGAAGCUAAAAAUCAUUUGAUACUCUUGUCUUCAGAAUUACACAACAUUGAUCCUGUUAUUAGAGAAGGGCCAACUAUUUCAAAUAAUAAUAUUGAAUGCAAUGAAGUAGAUGACUUAGAGCUUGAACUUCGUACGGCGGCAGCUGAACGGAUUAGUGGUUUGAUUAGUAGUCAAGACCAAGUUGUGUUGGACAUCCAAAGGGAAAUUGUAAAUUUUAUGCAACUUCCUAGGGAAGAUAAAAGCAAAAACAUUAUGGAUAUUUGGACAAGACUUAAAAAAAUGUAUCCAUUGAUGUAUGAAUGCGCUUUGGUUGCUUUAGCAUUACCAACUACUCAGGUCACAGUGGAACGUCUUUUUUCCAGUUUGAAAUUCAUAUUGAAUGAUCAACGAAAUAGGAUGAACGCCAGUUUACUGGAAGACAUAAUGGUUGUACGAUCAAACUAUUUAUUUGAUAAAAGUUAA
Messenger RNA from Macrosiphum euphorbiae (potato aphid), 1770 nucleotides. The record is from the annotation of a GenBank genome assembly. Lineage: Eukaryota; Metazoa; Arthropoda; Insecta; Hemiptera; Aphididae.